Molecule: messenger RNA, 1158 nt
Organism: Nomascus leucogenys (northern white-cheeked gibbon)
Lineage: Eukaryota; Metazoa; Chordata; Mammalia; Primates; Hylobatidae
Product: Fc receptor-like protein 1
Cellular component (GO): membrane
Source: RefSeq, a predicted model, not a curated record
AUGCCACGCAGUGCCUAUGAAGGAGACCGUGUGGUUCUCUCAGAAAGGAGCUCAGUGACCCUGUCCUGUGACACCCAGCUCCCUUUAGAUCUCAGCAAUAUGGAAAGAAGACCCAGGAUAUUACUGAGAUCAGGAGAGGAUGAGAUUUCUGUGGGCUGUGGUCAUUCCAGAGAGCAAAAGAAUGUGGAGGAGGUGCAGGGGAUCCCUGUGUCUGGGGUGCUCCUGGAGACCCAGCCCUCAGGGGGCCAGGCAGUUGAAGGGGAGACGCUGGUCCUUGUCUGCUCCGUGGCUGAAGGCACGGGGGACACCAAGUUCUUCUGGCACCGAGAGGACAUGCAGGAGAGUCUGGGGAGGAAAACUCAGAGUUCCCCAAGAGCAGAGCCGGAGCCCCCUGCCAUCAGGGAGAGCCAUGCAGGAGGUUACUACUGUACAGCAGACAACAGCUACGGCCCCGUCCAGAGCGCGCUGCUGAAUGUCACUGUGAGAGUUCCCGUGUCGCGUCUUCUCCUCAGCUUAAUUGCUCCUGGCGCCCUGGCCUUCAUUGGCGAUGUGGUGGAGCUUCACUGUGAAGACAGGAGAGCGUCUGCACCCAUUCUGUUUUGGUUUUACCAUGAAAAUGUGACUCUGGGGAACGCCUCAGCACCUUCUGGAGGAGGAGCGUCCUUCGAUCUCUCCGUCGCCGCAGAGCAUUCUGGGAACUACUCCUGUGAGGCCGAAAAUGGCUGGGGGUCCCGGCGCAGUGAAGUGGUGGCACUCAAGGUCACAGAGCCCCCUACCAAAGUCCGUUUGAUUAAUGGUCCCCACCACUGCGGUACCGUGUGUGAUGACGGCUGGGACAUGAAGGAUGUGGCCGUGGUGUGCCGGGAGCUGGGCUGUGGAGCAGCCAGGCACGCACCUGCUGGCAUGUUGUAUUCAAGAGUGGCAGAAGAGGCCCAACCUGUGUUCAUUCAGGUUGCCCUGUGCAAUAGGACAGAAGAGGCACUGGCUGAAUGUGAGCAAAUUGAGACCUUUGACUGUGGGCAUGAGGAGGAUGCAGGAGCAGUGUGUGAUCAUUCUUGCCUAAUACUUUUUGAAGAUCUGGAGACUGGGGAUCAGCAGGCCCAUAUCCUCAUUGGCCUCACAGGCCUGGAGAGCACCACAACCCCAGAUGGACUUUAA